UAACUAAAUGCACAGAAAUAAAAGCGGUAGGUAGUAAUAAUGAGGUCUGCCUUUCAGUCUUGAAUGGUCACGAAGUUGUGCUAAAACCCGUUGAAUUGAAGCUAACAAUAAGACCUUGCUACUUUUAAAGCCAAAUAGAACCGAGCGGGUGUGUUUCAGGUAGCAUUAGCAUUGAAGCUAGCAGCCUGGUGAUAGCUCAUGGGAGACGUCGUUACCUUGUCAACUAAUGUCAACUAAAACUGCCUGCUGAUUAUACUAGGAAGUACAAACCGCGCACUAGCUGAGUCCCAGAUGCGUAAUGUCGCUGUCGACUGGUGUGCAAACUGUGGCAAACCAAAGCAUCAGGGAUGAAAGAAAGACCUUUUGCGUUCUGCCUGAACUCUCCUGUGAUCUUCUGGAAGAUGACUUCCACCUGAAUAAGUCUUAUCCGUGCACCCAGAAACCGAAGUACAAGAAAAGCCUCUUUGCCUUGCAGCGUCGUCAUGAUUAUCCUGACUCCAUGACAGGUGAACAUAUUGAUGUUUGCACCUCUGCAAGGAAAAAACAUCAGCUUGGUCGCAUUCUUCCUGGCUCCCAGGUUUCUGCUCACUUCCUGCAGCAACUGUCCACUGCAUCAGAAACAGAAGGGGGUUUUCCUAAUUCCUUUAUGUCUGAAGAUUUCUGCCUGCCUAAAUAUCCAGCUGCCCUUAACCCAAACAAAGUUGUCCUGACUGUCUCCCAUAAAACCAGUGAGAUAUUGUCAGCAAAUGACAAAGCGACCAACCUUUUUGAGUGCUCUACUAAAGAACUGACUGGAAAGAAGCUUUCUUCAGUUUUAAAGAAAACAAGCRAAGUCCUGGAAAAGGCACUAGAUGAAGAUUAUCCUCUAGCAGAUGGAACGGUUGCAUCCGUUUCUGGAAAAGUGGUGGAUGCUGUGACGUUAUCUGGAGAGGUACCGGUGUCACUGUGUAUGUACAGACCGUCGCAAAAUGAAGACUAUUGGCUUGUCAUGUUGGAAAGUGUAGAGAGGGUCUCAGGCUUUUUGUCUUUUUCACAAGAUGGCUCCAUUCUAAACUGUGAUUUGGCAUUGGCUCAUUUUCAUGGAUACCACAACCCUGAGGACCUAAAAGGAGUGUCUGUCAGGGAGUUAAUUCCCUCACUGCAAAUUCCUCUUUACGGUCAUGCUUUGUCUAAAACUUUGAGGGUUCAGAGAGUGCAUGGGAAAAGCAGGAGCGGUGCGGCAGUCCCACUCUGUGUAAAACUUCAGGGGGCAGCUCUGUGUGGAAAAGCACAACACAAAAACAACCCUUCCUCCCUGGUGGCGGGAGACAUGGCCAUGGUGCAGCAGGCUAUCCUGGGCCGGACGUCAACGGGUAGAGGGAGGAUCUUCACUGGAACCAGUACCAGGCUGGAGACGCACAGCAGCGCUCUGUCUACCCUUUCUCUUCCRGCAGUCACCUCCACACAUUUGGUCAUGGCCAACGACACCACAGAGCUGACUGAGGAGGCGGCCCGUGCGGCUCCCUGCAGCARCCAGCUGGAUGGAGCAGAUUCCACUCAGGCACUCCUCAGGACGUUUGCCUGGGUGGAGCCUCCAGAUGAAGACACCUGCUGUGUGGUUUCCACUGAACCGUCCCUCCAUGCCAGAGAUGAGCAGCUGGGCAAUGUGGUUCAGACAAAUAACCCACCUGCCACAGAGAUUACCCCUGCCCCGUUUGCUCAGGAUGCUGUUAACAAAGCARUUCAUAGCUGCGCUGAUGUAGGAAAAGAGCCUCGCCCGUGCACCUCUGUGCUCCAAGACUCCAGCUUUGAGGUCAUCUCAUUGGAGAGAUCUUCUUCUCCUGAGUUCUGUCCACGGAUUGCUGCUCAGGGUGGUCCUGAUCCAGCGCAUGCWGUGGACUCGGCAAGUUAUUUCCUGGAUAUCAACAGCGAUGGAGAUGUAAUUACUCGGGCACUAGAUGAGCUAGACCUGAGCAAAAGCGUAGAGCUGGUCAGCGCGGGAGGGUGUAAUGGUGACCGUAACCGGUCCCAGCUCGCCUGUGAUACGGCUGAACUCCUAAAAGCACCCUUCCUUUAUGUGUCGGAGUCUGACCACGAGCCGUCUGAGCUGCCGCACCCUUCUGCGGAGGCGCAGAACGGUUCAGCUCAGGAGCAGGAUCAGUGGGCUGCUCUUUCUGUUAUUCACAAAGCUAAGAGCCAGGAGAGCUCGGAACAAGUGAAUACUGGUCUGCAGCCACUAGCAGACAUGCCUGCCACAUCAACGCCGAAGAAGCAGAAGGUGAAAGAAUGCAGCCCGUCCACGGAAACUAAUCAAAUAUUGGAAGGACGARUUGAAGGAAGUGGCUACCACAGGGACGGCACAAGAGUAGAGGUGCAGUGUGAUGUGUGCAGGGUUGACCUCUCUGAUGGAGGUUCUAUGUUCUGCGUGUGGAUUAAAAGGUGUGGCCAGCAGGGGGCGGUGUUGCAAACAGAUCCUUCACUUCAUAACCAAUCAGGAGCCAGUCCAGGAAAGAGGGUUGGUGAGAGCAGUCAAGGAGGAGCAUUGCGCUCUACUAUGGACCUCGAGCAUUCUCGAGCCUGUGACGGGCAGUUUGAAGAAGACUACAAACCACUCAAAGCUGUGGGUAAAGGAGCCUUUGGUUUUGUCUGGAAGGCAAUACGACGCUGUGACGGACAUGAAGUAAUAGUGAAGUUCAUUAGCAAGGCCAGGAUAGUGAGUGACUGCUGGGUGGACGACCCCAUGUUGGGCAGAGUGAGCCAAGAGAUUGCCAUCCUGACACGAGUGCAGCACCAUAAUAUUGUCAAGGUGCUGGAGGUGUUUGAAAAUGGAAGUUAYUUCCAGAUGGUGAUGGAGAAGCAUGGAGAUGGUUUGGACCUUUUUGAAUUCAUUGACAUGGAACCAAGGCUGGAUGAGCCCCUGGCCAGUUAUAUCUUUAGACAGAUUGUGGCAGCUGUGUUCUACCUGAGGAGCAAGAACAUCAUCCACAGGGACAUAAAGGAUGAGAACAUCAUCGUCGACAAGUGUUUUCACAUUCGGCUGAUAGAUUUCGGCUCGGCUGCCAUAUUGGCUCCUGGAAAACUCUUUUAUAACUUCUGUGGCACAUUGGAGUACUGCUCCCCAGAGGUGCUUCAGGGAAAUCCCUACAAAGGUCCAGAAUUGGAAAUGUGGUCUCUUGGAGUUUUGCUCUACACUCUCCUGUUCAGUGAGAAUCCUUUCUGUGAUGUGGGUGAAAUUCUGGAUGCCAAACUAAAGCCUCCGUUCCCCUUGUCUCCAGAGUUGCAUAGGUUGUUGUGUGGUCUUCUGCACCCCGUUUCCACAAAGAGGAUGACCUUAGACCAGCUGUUGUUGCAGUCCUGGAUCAGCCAGCCCAUUUCUCUUGCAGAAUACAGCUGGUUGGAUGUGGUUCCUGCGACUCAGAGCUUCUGUUCAUCACACCACCAGGAAUCCAGUUCUAAUGGGUACAUCGGACCAGAUUUGUUCUCAGAUCAAGGAGAUGAAUCUCUCCCUGAAGAUGAAGAGGAUGAUGAUGAGGAGGAGGAGGAGGAGAGUUUGGCUUUGCAAAAUGAGCUUCAGAAAUGCCUCCAGAGGAUUGACGAUUCGAUUUGAAAAGACUGAAGUUACUUGGUCUGUAGCAGCAGUGCAAGUUAGAAAACAUGAAAAAUAAUCUAAAUCUGAUAUCAAGACCAAGUUAUUUACAAAUGAAGUUGCUUUGUGGCUCGUCACAAUGAGACCUGUCAGAUUUUUUUAUCAUAGGCACAGAAAGUCAGACAUAAUUAAAUUUAUAGGCAGGUUUUUUUUAUAUAUAUACAGUAGUUUUUGAUCGGGGAAAUGUUUUACCUCCAGUAUAAUGCCGAUGGAUGGUAAGAAUUCCUUUUUUGAUGAAUAGCUGUUUUCUGUUCAGAUAUUCUCUCUCAAUCUUGUAUAUUUUAAUAGCACAAGUAAAGCAUAUUUACAAGAUUUUUUUAUAUUUAUUUUUUUAUGUGAAUAAAUAUCUUACCACAAA
Austrofundulus limnaeus is the source of this 3983-nucleotide messenger RNA. It is a transcript of the gene pask, whose product is annotated as PAS domain containing serine/threonine kinase. NCBI's taxonomy places the organism in Eukaryota, Metazoa, Chordata, Actinopteri, Cyprinodontiformes, Rivulidae. Gene Ontology annotation, biological process: intracellular signal transduction; protein phosphorylation; negative regulation of glycogen biosynthetic process. The record is from RefSeq and is a predicted model, not a curated record. Gene Ontology annotation, cellular component: cytoplasm; cytosol; nucleus. Gene Ontology annotation, molecular function: protein serine/threonine kinase activity; ATP binding.